Molecule: messenger RNA, 529 nt
Organism: Apaloderma vittatum (bar-tailed trogon)
Lineage: Eukaryota; Metazoa; Chordata; Aves; Trogoniformes; Trogonidae
Product: myosin-binding protein C, cardiac-type-like
Exons: 4
Molecular function (GO): protein binding
Source: RefSeq, a predicted model, not a curated record
CAGAGUCUCAUUACAGGAAUGGUACACCGUUUUCGAUCACUACCGUCGCACAAACUGCGUAGUGUCAGACCUCAUUAUGGGAAAUGAGUACUUUUUUCGAAUCUUUAGUGAAAAUCUGUGUGGAUUGAGUGAAACUGCUGCAACCACAAAAAAUCCUGCCUAUAUCCAAAAAACAGGCACCACUUACAAGCCGCCUAGUUACAAAGAACAUGACUUCUCCGAACCUCCUAAAUUCACUCACCCUCUAGUAAACCGUUCUGUGAUUGCAGGAUACAACACCACCCUCAGCUGUGCCGUAAGAGGAAUCCCCAAGCCAAAGAUAUUCUGGUACAAAAACAAAAUGGAUCUCUCCGGGGAUGCCAAAUACCGCAUGUUCAGCAAACAGGGAGUGUUGACCCUUGAGAUCCGGAAACCUACUCCCUUUGACGGUGGCUGUUACACCUGUAAAGCUGUUAAUGAGUGUGGUGAAGCUGAAAUAGAGUGCAGACUGGACGUCAGAGCACCUCAGUAAAACCCCGAGCCUCAAUUC